Messenger RNA from Schistosoma margrebowiei, 2020 nucleotides. NCBI's taxonomy places the organism in Eukaryota, Metazoa, Platyhelminthes, Trematoda, Strigeidida, Schistosomatidae. The record is from the annotation of a GenBank genome assembly.
GGAAAUAAGACAAUAGCAGGAUUGUAAUGGUGUGUAAUGUCACAAAAAACAUCCACUUUUACAACUGGACAAUUUGUUGGUGCUAGUAGUAGUAAUGAUAGUUUACUUGGUUCACGUAUACCAUAUCAACCAGUUUGUCAGAGAUGCUUUAAUCCACUACAAUUGGAUCAAGAUUUUGAACACUUACAGAAAACAGAAUUAUUGACCUUAAUUGAUGCUACGACUGCUGACAGUGAAACAUCUGAUCCAAUUAAUUUAGUACCUGUUAAAAAUUCGACCACUCCUCGACCAAGAUUCAUUGUCCCACCAAAUUCAGCACUAUCCUUGUUAAAUGAUGAGGAAGAUCCACUUGAAACUCUUCAGUCAUAUGCUGGACCUACUUCAAGUCUUGACCAUCGUCUCAAGGUGAAUGCCUGUUUAUUUGAUGUAUUAAGUGGUCGUACUGAAGUUGAUCAUCCUCUAUGCCAAGAAUGUGCCGAUACUUUAUUGUUAGCUAAACAACAAUGUUUAGAAUUUCAGGAAGAAGAAAUGAAAUGUUUGCAAUUUUACUUAUCGUACCUUGAUUCGACUGCUGGGAAAAUUGAAGCUAAAUUAAAGUCUAAACAAGCGUUUAAAUUGAAGUCAACCCAGAAAACGGAAAGUAAGAAUCUUUCAUGUGAAACAAUCACUCAAUCACAUGAUCAAGUCCCUGAAAAUCAUAGCACUAUCACAUCUAGUGAAAACAAAAUUGUAUUUGAUAAAAUCGUUGGCGAUGACGAUACUACUGUUCAUGAUGCAAACAACGAGUUGGCUAGCGAUUCAACAUUAAUUGAUUCUGUAUUAAGUCUUACAUUUGAUGAUAACAAUGAUAGUGAUAAUUAUUUUUAUGAUGAUGAUGAUGGGGGUGGUGGUAACGACGACGACGAAGAAGACAAUAACAAUAUAGGUGAUAGUAGUUAUGCUGUGAAAAUAGAUAAAAAUAUUAAAAAAUAUACAUCAAAUCGUAAAAAAUAUGGUACAAAUGUAAGUGAACUUGAACAAACAUUAAAUGCUUUACAAUCCAAUCUAAAUGAAUUAAUAAUUGAAAAUGAAAAAUUAGAUAAACAAAUAAUUCAAGAUACAGUUGAACUAGAAAAGCGUACGGAAGAAUUAGAUAGAGCUACAACUCAAUAUAAUGAUCAAAAACUGGCCUUAAUAGAAGCAGAAGAAGAAAUGCAGUGCUUAGAAUCUCGACUAAGCUAUGCUCGAAAUCAUUUACAUAGAUUACAGCGUACAAAUGUACUUAAUAUUGCUUUUCCUAUAUGGUACGAUGGUCAUAUUGGUGUAAUCAAUGGACUACAUCUUGGUCGUUUGCCCAAUCGUCCUGUUGGUUGGGAAGAGAUCAAUGCAGCUUGGGGUCAAUGUGCUUUAUUAUUACAGUGCAUUGGGAAGAAACUUAACUACACUUUUCAAAAUCAUCGUAUUGUGCCAAUGGGAAGCCAAUCAAAAGUGGUUCAACUAUCGAUAUCGAAAGAAUUUCCUCUUUAUUAUACUACUGGUGGCAUGCGAUUAUUAAGUGCUGGCAAAUUCGAUACAGCUAUGAUAAAUUUUUUAGAUUGUUUAAAUCAAGCUCAACAAAUUAUAGAGCAUACAUCCAAUAUACAAUUACCUUUUCGCAUUAAAGAGAAGGGAAAAUUACAAGAUCCUGAUGGUCAAAUUUAUUCGAUUAAAUGGAAUGGGAAUUCUGAAGAAAAUUGGACUAAAGCUUUAAAAAUGAUGCUUAUCAAUAUGAAAUGGAUUAUAGCUGCAUUAUCUACAAAAAAGAAUAAAAAAGUAAUUAAUAUUCAAUCAACUCCUAGUACUAUUGAUAAAUAAUCCAAUAAUAAUAGUAUAUCUAUGUGUGAGCUAAAACAUUCAUGUAAUUCUCUUUCUCCUAUUGUACAGUAUAUGACUACAAUUGUGAAUGGUUUAUUUUGAUUAAUAUAAGGAAUUAUUGUAUUGUCUUUCAAUAUUAUUUUUAAUAUAUUUAAUAAUUGUUACAUAAUAAAUGAUGAAAUAAUCA